GCACUUCAGGGUCAGAGGUCAACUGAGUGCUCACAAGGUCAUAAAGGUCAACCACAUGGUCAGAACUUGAUGCCAGAAUGUCUGAAACUCUGAGACUUUGCAGACUUGUUUUGAGGGAGCUGCAGAAGAUAGACUCUCAAGCGCGUACUGGACAGUUCUGGAGCUACGUGAGAGCUGAAGUCACUAAAAGCACAGCAGAUGAUGUCACUCCUAAACAGAGAUUGCUAAAGACGUGUGUUUCCUACCUGGAGAGCUCAAGACAACAUAGGGAGAUAGUGUUCCAGUACCAAGGUCGUGGUGAGAGGUCAGUAAAGGACACUGCUAACCUGGUUGGACUCAAAGUACCACCAAAUACACUCAAAGAGGACUUUCUGAAGAACAGUAGUGGAACAGCCAGAAGCUAGUUUAAUAGUUAUGGAUCUAUGUGUACGUACAAUCGGUUGUUUUGUAUGUUAUUUUUGUAACUUGAAUAUAAUUAUUAUACUGUAUA
Messenger RNA from Halichondria panicea, 490 nucleotides. RefSeq lists its product as uncharacterized. Gene Ontology annotation, cellular component: mitochondrion. The transcript is spliced from 3 exons. The record is from RefSeq and is a predicted model, not a curated record. NCBI's taxonomy places the organism in Eukaryota, Metazoa, Porifera, Demospongiae, Suberitida, Halichondriidae. The coding region runs from base 78 to 404 and encodes 108 amino acids.